Molecule: messenger RNA, 9595 nt
Organism: Anguilla rostrata (American eel)
Lineage: Eukaryota; Metazoa; Chordata; Actinopteri; Anguilliformes; Anguillidae
Product: rap1 GTPase-activating protein 1-like
Exons: 24
Coding region: 448-2526 (692 amino acids)
Biological process (GO): activation of GTPase activity; regulation of small GTPase mediated signal transduction
Cellular component (GO): cytoplasm
Molecular function (GO): GTPase activator activity
Source: RefSeq, a predicted model, not a curated record
CCUGUUGAGUUGGCUCGCAGGACGGGACUUCCCUCGCUAGUUGAGCUGUGCAUCUGGAGGAGCAGGACACCGAUGUAGAGCAAAGAGCAGCGCACAGAGCAGAGCACAGAGCAGAGCGCAGAGCACAGAGCAGAGCACAGAGCAGAGCACAGAGCAGAGCACAGAGCAGAACACAGAGCAGAACAUAGAGCAGAACAUAGAGCAGAGCACAGAGCAGAACACAGAGCAGAGCACAGAGCAGAGCACAGAGCAGAGCACAGAGCAGAACACAGAGCAGAACACAGAGCAGAACACAGAGCAGGACACAGAGCAGAACACAGAGCAGAACAUAGAGCAGAGCACAGAGCAGAACACAGAGCAGAGCACAGAGUAGAGCACAGAGUAGAGCACAGAGUAGAGCACAGAGCAGGACACAGAGCAGAGUGGGACGUAGAUUGGGAUGCGCUCAUGAGCCGAAUCGGGAGCAAUGGGAUGGGGCCCAGCACCCGAAGAAAGAGCCUGGGUGACAUCAUCCUGGGAACAGUGCAUUCGCUGCGGAAGCAGGAUGGAAGGAUCCCCCGCCUGUCUGAGCAGCUAGAACCCCCACCGUUCCCGCCAUCAGCCUUCUGCACCACCCCCCCCCUCCUGAAGGGCUGCAGAAUGGAUGGAGACAGAAGCAGCCUUCCACCUCCUCUCAAAACUGAGGAAGACUACAUUCCGUACCCCAGUGUACAUGAGGUGUUGGGUCGUAAAAGCCCCUUCCCUCUGAUCCUGCUGCCCCAGUUUGGGGGCUACUGGAUUGAGGGGACCAAUCAUGAGCUAGGGGAAGCCCCCAAUCCUGAGCACAUGCCCUCAACCCCAUCUCGCGUUCAGCUGGAAACCAACACCACUGCCAUGAUCUACAGGAAGAACUUCCUUGGCAAGGAACACUUUAACUUCUACUCCAUGGACAGUGUGCUGGGGCAUCUGGUCUUCUCCGUGCGGUAUGAUGUCAUUGGGGACCAGGAGCACCUCCGGCUGAUCCUGAGGUCAAAGUUGAAAACCUAUCAGGACGUGAUCCCCAUAUCCUGCCUGACGGAAUUCCCCAACGUGGUGCAGAUGGCCAAGCUGGUGUGUGAGGAGGUGAAUGUGGACCGAUUCUACCCUGUCCUGUACCCAAAGGCCUCCAGGCUCAUUGUUACCUUUGACGAGCACGUUAUCAGCAACAACUUCAAGUUUGGGGUCAUCUAUCAGAAGUUUGGGCAGACUACCGAAGAGGAGCUGUUUGGGAACAGUGAGGAGAGCCCCGCCUUUGUGGAGUUCCUGGAGUUCCUGGGACAGAAGAUCCAGUUGCAUGACUUCAAAGGAUUCCGCGGCGGGCUGGACGUGACUCACGGACAGACAGGCACCGAGUCGGUCUACACCCUCUUCCACGACAAGGAGAUUAUGUUCCACGUGUCCACCAAGCUGCCGUACACUGAGGGGGACGCCCAACAGCUGCAGAGGAAACGCCAUAUAGGAAAUGACAUCGUGGCCAUCGUGUUCCAGGAGGAGAACACGCCCUUCGUGCCCGACAUGAUCGCGUCCAACUUCCUGCACGCGUACGUGGUGGUGCAGGUGGAGCAGGGCUGCUCUGGCAGUGCACUGUAUAAGGUGUCUGUGACUGCGCGCGAUGACGUGCCUUUCUUCAGGCCAGCUCUUCCAGAUCCCGCCAUCUUCAGAAAGGGAGCAGAGUUCCAUGAGUUCUUGCUGACGAAGCUCAUCAAUGCAGAGUGUGCCUGUUACAAAGCAGAGAAAUUCGCCAAACUGGAGGAGCGCACUCGGACUGCCCUGCUGGAGACUCUGUAUGAGGAGCUUCAUCUGCACAGCCAGUCCAUGAUGGGCCUGGGUGACGAGGACAGGCUGGAGAACGGGGCCGGCGGGGGCGGCGGCUUCUUCGAGUCUUUCAAGGUAAUCAGGGGCGGGGCCUCCAUGCCAUGGAUGCUGGGCUCAGUUCACAGGAAGCCAAACGUGGUCUCCACCAGCCUCAGUGGCAGCUUUACCCACAAUCCUUCAGAGGCCCACGACUCCUGGCAUAUAUCUGUAAUCAUCCCCGGGAAAAGUCCAACACGGAAGAAAUCUGGAGCCUAUAACUCCCGGAGGAGCAGUGCUAUUGGCAUUGAGAACAUUCAGGAGGUGCAGGAGAGGAGGGAGUGCUCCCCCAGCAUGCAGAAGACUCCAGACAGUGGCCACGUGUCGCAGGACCCUAAGUCUGAGAACUCGUCCAAUCAGAGCUCGCCUGAGAUGCCCACCACAAAGAACAGGGCUGCUUCUAUCCCAGAGGCUGCUGACCUCUCCCACUCCUCCAGUGGCAGCAGCUUUGGGAGCGUGGUGGAGGAGAACCUGAACGAGCCUGGGGAGGAGUACGACACUGCACUGGAGAGUCUCUCUUCUGUGGGGACUCCACACAAGCAGGAUGCGUUUAUCUACGGCUCAUGGGCGGCACACAGUGGCAGCAGCAGCCCUGCAGUGACGAGGACCGCACAACCUGAGGCCUGCACCAAGCCGGACCAGCCACUGAACUGCUAGCCCCUCUCACCAGACUGCUUCAUGGAUGCCCAUCAACAGCAUUCCCAUAUGCAUUCCCGACAGCAUUCCCUCUCAGAGAACAGAUGCUCCUGGGUUUUUGGGCACCAUUGAGGAUGAAGAUGAAGAUGAGGAGGAUGAGGGGCAGUUUGUCAGGCAGGAGUGAGCCCUGAGACUAUGGGCCCCCUUGCGACCUUCGCUGUGCCAGUCCAUUUACCUCUGCCCUGCGUCAGGGCGGGGCUUCCUGUGUUCCUCCUCACCAGGCCACACUCCUCCCUUCUUCCUGUCAUUUUUGUGUGGUAACCUCUUUCCCCGGGCCCGUCCCGAGCUGCAGGUGUCAGCGUUCUCACAGGAGUCAGGGCACGGCCUUGGGAGCUGCAGAACGCCACUAUAGAUCCUGCAGCAACGCUGGGCAGUGUUCAGCGAUGUGCAGUGCUCAGUGAUGUGCAGUGUUCAGCGAUGGGCAGUGUUCAGCGAUGGGCAGUGUUCAGUGAUGUGCAGUGUUCAGCAAUGGGCAGUGUUCAGUGAUGUGCAGUGCUCAGCGAUGUGCAGUGUUCAGCGAUGGGCAAUGUUCAGUGAUGUGCAGUGUUCAGCGAUGGGCAGUGUUCAGUGAUGUUCAGUGAUGUGCAGUGCUCAGCGAUGUGCAGUGUUCAGUGGGAUCUGAGCAAGGGAGACAAGCUGAGGGAACAACAAAACCCAAACGCAGCACAUAACAGAACCCAGCACAUUACCGUACCCAAACCCAGCACAUUACAGAACCUAAACCCAGCACAUUACAGAACCCAAACCCAGCACAUUACAGAACCUAAACCCAGCACAUUACAGAACCCAAACCCAGCACAUUACAGAACCUAAACCCAGCACAUUACAGAACCUAAACCCAGCACAUUACAGAACCUAAACACAGCACAUUACAGAACCUAAACCCAGCACAUUACAGAUCCCAAACCCAGCACAUUACAGAACCUGAACCCAGCACAUUACAGAACCCAAACCCAGCACAUUACAGAACCCAAACCCAGCACAUUACAGAACCCAAACCCAGCACAUUACAGAACCCAAACCCAGUGCAUUACAGAACCUAAACCCAGCACAUUACAGAACAUAGUGCAUUACAGAACCUAAGCCCAGCACAUUACAGAACCUGAACCCAGCACAAUUCAGAACCCAGUGCAUUACAGAACCUAAACCCAGCACAUUACAGAACCCAAAGCCAGCAUAUUGUAGAACCCAGCACAUUACAGAACCCAAACCCAGCAUAUUGCAGAACCCAGCACAUUACAGAACCCAAACCCAGUGCAUUACAGAACCUGAAACACGCACAUUUCAGAACCCAGUGCAUUACAGAACCGUAACCCAGCAUAUUACAGAACCUAGCACAUUACAGAACCCAAACCCAGCACAUUACAGAACCUGAACCCAGCACAUUUCAGAACCCAGUGCAUCACAGAACCUAAACCCAGCACAUUGCAGAACCCAGUGCAUCACAGAACCUAAACCCAGCACAUUGCAGAACCCAGUGCAUUACAGAAGCUAAACCCAGCACAUUACAGAAUCCAAACCCAGCACAUUACAGAACCUAAACCCAGCACAUUACAGAACCCAAACCCAGCACAUUACAGAACCUGAACCCAGCACAUUACAGAACCUAAACCCAGCACAUUGCAGAACCCAAACCCAGCACAUUACAGAACCCAGUGCAUUACAGAACCUAAACCCAGCACAUUACAGAACCCAAACCCAGCACAUUACAGAACACAGUGCAUUAUAGAACCUAAGCCCAGCACAUUACAGAACCUGAACCCAGCACAAUUCAGAACCCAGUGCAUUACAGAAUCUAAACCCAGCACAUUACAGAACCCAAAGCCAGCAUAUUGUAGAACCCAGCACAUUACAGAACCCAAACCCAGUGCAUUGCAGAACCUGAAACACGCACAUUUCAGAACCCAGUGCAUUACAGAACCGUAACCCAGCAUAUUACAGAACCUAGCACAUUACAGAACCCAAACCAGCACAUUACAGAACCUGAACCCAGCACAUUUCAGAACCCAGUGCAUCACAGAACCUAAACCCAGCACAUUGCAGAACCCAGUGCAUCACAGAACCUAAACCCAGCACAUUGCAGAACCCAGUGCAUUACAGAACCUUAACCCAGCAUAUUAAAGAACCUAGCACAUUACAGAACCCAAACCCAGCACAUUACAGAACCUGAACCCAGCACAUUACAGAACCUAAACCCAGCACAUUACAGAACCUGAACCCAGCACAUUGCAGAACCCAAACCCAGCACAUUACAGAACCCAGUGCAUUACAGAACCUAAACCCAGCACAUUACAGAACCCAAACCCAGCACAUUACAGAACACAGUGCAUUACAGAACCUAAGCCCAGCACAUUACAGAACCUGAACCCAGCACAAUUCAGAACCCAGUGCAUUACAGAACCUAAACCCAGCACAUUACAGAACCCAAAGCCAGCAUAUUGUAGAACCCAGCACAUUACAGAACCCAAACCCAGUGCAUUACAGAACCUGAAACCAGCACAUUUCAGAACCCAGUGCAUUACAGAACCUUAACCCAGCAUAUUACAGAACCUAGCACAUUACAGAACCCAAACCCAGCACAUUACAGAACCUGAACCCAGCACAUUGCAGAACCCAGUGCAUCACAGAACCUAAACCCAGCACAUUGCAGAACCCAGUGCAUUACAGAAGCUAAACCCAGCACAUUACAGAACCUAGCACAUUACAGAACCCAGAUUCACUAAAUUAUGCCUUGUGUACUCUAUAAAGCUUUCAAAAUCCUAAUAAUAGAGAGCAUCUCACAUUUAUAAACAUUUCUAGUAUUGCCAUUGUAGGAAAGACAGUCACAGCCUGUGGUCACAGGGAGUCACACACUGCACAAGCCAUGCCUGAAGACUUGUGAUGAAGUUAAAUCAGUUUGAUAUUCGUGCAGGAGUCGCACACUAGCAUAAGACUGGAUGGGGAGAGCUGCGAUUGAGUCAUGUUAAAGGGCCGUCCGAGGCGGGUGUGCACAGCGAUUGUGCAAAUACUGGGGGUUUUCUUAGGAUCUUGAUAACUGCGAAAACUUGACUAAAGAUCCUGUAGCGUAUGCUAGGCAUUAGAGACCCUAAACCAUUAUAUGCAUCCUGUGCAGGUCCGGUGUCAUCAGUCAUAUGACUCUCUGUGUUUGUUAAACGUCUCAGUUCUAAGUGAUUAAUGUUGAAUAUGGAUCAUUGUGGAGUGUUAGUGUUUAUGCAGGUAGUGUGUGGAUAGACACCAUUUGUAAGCUACUGUUGAGUGAUAUGCAAUGUCAGAACGCUUGCUAAACCAAACGUGGUUCUCUGCAGCUAAACUACCAAGCUCAACCUCAGUCAGUACAGUCUGUGAUAUUUGGGGGCAUUUGGAGAAAGUUUUAGUACAAGAAUUCAUUAAUAUUGUUUUUAAUAUCACGAGGAAGUUCUUCACUGAAAGCAAUGGAUUAUGACAGAAUGCAACACUCUGUUCUAAAUGUGUGGCUGGGGCGCAAAGAGACGCUUAUGAAACAGAGCUGCUGUAGGAACAUUGAAACCAUGUUUCACCCGACCUUUUUAUUCCACCAAACAUGAAAAAUAAGAUUCUUUUUUAAUGACGGUCUUUUGUUUUGUGUGAAAGGGUUAGUACAGAUGCCCCCCCCCAUGAGAAACUGUACUGCAGACACACUGUGAUGCCAGUGCUCCCCCCUGUGGUGAAUCUGCACACUGCAUCCUUUAAACAGUAAUACUGUGCAGGUACUGUAUCGUGUGUUCUUUUCAUUUCUAUUUAUUGCUUAUUGUUGACUGAACCUUGUGAUGUACAUAUGGAGAUGAGCUGCUGUUCUGUGAGCUCUGGAGACUGAACUAGCGGCUGGUAGAGUCUGACUAGCGGCUGGUAGAGUCUGACUAGCGGCUGGUAGAGUCUGACUAGCGGCUGGUAGAGUCUGACUAGCGGCUGGUAGGGUCUGACUAGCGGCUGGUAGAGUCUGAGUCUGAAAAGACAGGGCUUGGGAGUGGGUCAAAGGUCAAACCCUGCACACUAAAGAACCGGCAUGGCCAGAACCCCUCUGUGCUGUGUGGGGAACCCCUCUGUGCUGUGUGGGGAACCUCUCUGUGCUGUGUGGGGAACCCCUCUGUGCUGUGUGGGGAACCCCUCUGUGCUGUGUGGGGAACCCCUCUGUGCUGUGUGUGGAACCUCUCUGUGCUGUGUGGGGAACCUCACUGUACUGUGUGGGGAACCUCUGUGCUGUGUGGGGAACCUCUCUGUGCUGUGUGGGGAACCCCUCUGUGCUGUGUGGGGAACCUCACUGUGCUGUAUGGGGAACUUCUCUGUGCUGUGUGGGGACCCUCACUGUGUUGUGUGCUGGACCCUCUCAGCUUUCUGAAAGAGAACACUACCUUGUGUGCUUUUUCUUUGUGGAUGAACAUAUUAUCCACAAUGGACAUUUUAUUUGUGAGAUGGACAGAAGUAGAAGCAGGCGAGAGAAAGCGCGAGGGAUAGAGAGAAAGAGGAGUAUAGAGAGGGGGGAGUGAGAAAGAGGGGAAUAGAAAGAAAGAGGAAGAUGGGAAGAAAGUCAGGAGAGAGAGGGAUAGACCGACAAGAGGGUGAUGGAGAAAGAAACAGUGAUAGGAACAGUACGAGGGGGUAGAGAGAGAAAGAGGGGCACACAGAGAGGACAGAAAGAAAGGAAUUGAGAGAAGAGGGGGAGAGAGAAAGAGGGGAUGACAGACUGAGCAGUGGGCUCUACCAGACAGCUGAGCCAGCCCCAGCUCUUCCUCAUGUUCUGAAAACAAAGUCCUCAUAUUUGUGAAAAUGCAACAGUUGUGAUAGACAUAUUUUUGGAAAACAUUGAUUUGAAUUCUUUUAUAGGAUCAUUGUGUUCAAAAAAGAAAAUAAUCAUUGCUGAAUGUACUAAUUAUUUGUAUUAAUAGGGAAGCAGAAGAUCUUAGAUCUUUAAAAAUAGCAUUAAAUGAAAUCGUCAGGAGAAAAGCAAACAGUACUCUGUGCAGGCAAUAAUCACAGAAAUAAUCACAGAAUAAUAACUUACUUACUGUGGGACAUACAUACCAGUGGUAUGACAGUGAAUGAGUUUCCUUUUUAGCUGUUUAUUCAACCUGUUGUCUAUAAGAGAUCAGUCUUAGAGAAAAGACAUAUAAGACUAAGAUCUGCCACCCAGUUUGAAUGUAAAUCCAAUUAAGAUAUGGAAUCAUUUCUGCAUAUCUGACAAUUAAUAGUGUGUGUACAUGUCAAAGAACGGUUAAUGUAGUUCGUUAAUUAUACAUUGGCCCCAAGUGUUUUUUUGACAUUGUCAGAAGUUUUGGACUUCUCUGAACAGCAGUAAUCUGAAAACGGUGGACGAAUGUAGUUUACCUAGCAGAUCGCUUUACUCUACAAAUAACACUAACAGCAGACAUGCAUUUCAGUACCGCGCAUACAACAUACAAAUAAUAUGUUGGUUCCUUCCAUAACUUUAGCAUUCUUGACCAUGCCUGAAUUGAAAAGAUUGUUCAGUAAUGUCAAGAACUGCACUGAAUACGUCAGCACUCUGUUCUCUUUGUUAAAUGCCUCAAACCUAAUAGACUACUGCCCUCUAGUGAGGAGGAGUUGUAAAAGCACAGGUUUUAUUUGUUGGUUCCAAAGUUGAUGCGUUUCUUCAUUCUGGAAAUUAAAAUGGAGCAUAGCGCAUAUGAUUCCACAGAAGAGGGUGGAGCUGUUCUUAGAAACCUGGUCCACACUGAUGGGCUUCAUGCUAAUGACUGCAUUUGUGUUUUGCUGUGUUUGAUAAAUGCUGAAGUAAGCUUGUGUAUGAAUGAAUUGAUUUUAAAUUGUACACCUUUUUUGGAAAUACAACCAAGAGAAAAAAAUGUAAUAAACUGGGCAUAUGGGUGGUUAUUAUUUUGCAGGUUUCCCUGGAGUCUGGCUCAGAUAUUCCAUCUUUUAUAUACAUGUAAACUGAUAAUGAAUUAGACACAAUAUGCAGAGUUUUACAGUAUAUUGAAUUAAUUCUAACACUGUCAGGCCUGUCAGUCUACAGUGAAUGGCCGGUGUUCUCUGUACAGACUCAGUCAAACAGAGCUUGGUUGCAGUUAGCCUGUUAUCCAUCGGUAUGAGCACACAUUGUGGGAUAUUCAGUUAUAUUCCCCACUAUAAAAGAUCACACUGCAAGGUACUUAACACAAAAAACUCCCAAAGCAUCACUGAAAAUGAAUCAUUUAAUUUUAUUCAAAUGCAUUUGUUAAGAAGUGGACAGAAGCACCUCCUCCCAGAUUACUGCUAUGAAGCUACACCCCAGCACACCAGCACUCUAGAAACUUCUGAAGCACUUCCUCGUCCGCAGAGAGUGUAAAGUCUGACCGCCUGUGCUGCUCCUUUGCCAGUUCCAAAUGCAGGAUAUAAAAGUGGUUUACAUGACGUUGUUUAAACUCCUUUUGCUCUGACUGUAUGAACAUAAAAUGUCACAAACUAACUCCCUCACAACAGGCAUGUUGUCACAGAAUCAUGUAGGAAUUCAGCAGAUCUGUCAGAUUGUCGUCGGAUUUCAGCUGAUGAAUGCUGGAAUGAGGAAUAUAAAUCAUCUGGAAGUUUCUUUCCUUGCAAAACACUAAUCUACUUUGAACUAAGCAAGCAUACUAUUGGAGGGAUUGCACAUAUUGCUAUGGAAACCAUGCAGAAAAGCUAUGCUUGUAAAAACUCAGUACUAAACUAAAGACCGUUAUCUGUUCUAUUGCUAUUCUAUAUGGCUGUAUUGUACCCGCAAAACUCUCUCUACUCCCCCAUGAAAACGUGAAGACGGUUUGCUCAGGUACGUUAGAAUAUAAAGCCCUUUAAGCUGAAGCACUGCUGGUUGCCUUGUCUUGUCUUUAGGCUCUGGGUCCACACCCUGAACCAAAUCCAAACCAGGGCUUCACAGAAUCACAGAAGAACUGAUUUUACCCCCUUCUCCUUCUCUCUUACACACACGGCCCUCUCUCUUACACACACCACUUCCUCCCUCUCUCUCUCUUUCUCUCUCUCCCACCAUCUCUCUCCCUUCCCUCCCUCUCUCUCCCCCCUCCCUCUC